CAAGUGCAGAUGAGUUUACUUUGGCAAGCGAGCUGGCCACCUGGGCACGUGAGACCAAAGCCUGCGCAUCCCAUCUUAGCAAGCUUUUAAAGAUAUUGAAGAAGUAUCACCCGGAGCUGCCUAGUGACGCAAGAAGCCUAAUGGGGACACCAAGAUCUUGCAAUGUGAAAAACAUGGGAGCGUCCGGCCUCUACCACUAUUUCGGAAUCGAAUCGUCACUAAAACGAAUGAUGAGCUCAGGCAGCAUCACUGGAGACACCAUUUCGUUGCUCAUCAAUGUUGAUGGCCUGCCUAUAGCGAAAAGUUCCAGCAAGCAGUUCUGGCCCAUUCUUGCAUCUGUCGUCGAAAGCUGCGAUCCUGAACCUUUCGUCAUAGCUCUGUUUGUUGGAGACAAGAAGCCGGAGAACUUGGAUGACUACCUUACCGAUUUCAUUUCGGAGUUAAGCACAUUGCUGGAAGAACACGUGACCGAGGGCGGAAAGGAGUGCGUAGUUCGAGUGCAUGCGUUCAUUUGCGAUGCGCCCGCAAGGGCAUUUCUGAAGUGCAUCAAGGGCCAUGGGGGAUACUUCAGUUGUGAAAAGUGCACCCAAGAAGGCACCUUCUCUGAAAGCUGCCGGAAAGUAAUUCUUCCAGAAGUCAGCAGCCCCCUACGAACAGACGAGUCGUUUCGAAAGCAGGAUCAGGAAGGGCACCAUCAUCGACAGUCCCCAUUGGUCGAGCUACAGAUUGGCAUGGUAAGCCAAUUUCCCCUCGACUAUAUGCAUUUAGUCUGCCUAGGCGUUAUGCGGAGGCUUCUACUUCACUAUUGGGUGCGGGGACGACCUCAUCGAUCAAAGCUCCCACCACGUGCACAGACUAGCAUCUCAACAAUGCUCAUGAAACUCCAGAGACACACCCCUCGGGAGAUGGCUCGGAAGCCCCGGAGUCUUCAUGAAUUAGAGAGAUGGAAGGCCACUGAGCUACGAAACUUCCUCUUGUACUUCGGUCCUGCGGUUCUAAAAGACCACAUGGAGAAGCGCUACUACCAGCACUUUCUCAAACUGAGCAUUGCAGUGUCAAUCCUGUCAAGCCCACGACUCUGCCAUGAGGAGAUUGAUUCUGCAGAGAAGCUGCUUGAAGAGUUUGUUUCUGAUGCUGGGGACCUGUACGGUGAAGGCAUUUACGUGUACAACAUACAUUCUCUGCUGCAUCUUACUGCUGAUGUGCGGAGGUUCGGUCACCUUGACUCCUUCUCUGCGUUCCGGUUUGAGAACUUUCUGGGUCAACUGAAGCGAGAUUUGAAGUCACCAAAUCGACCAUUACAACAGAUUGUAAAACGCUUAGAAGAGCGCAGUCAUGCUGACUUGCAUCCUAGAAUACCACCGAAGCAGCAGGCCUUGUUGCAAAAGCCGCAUAAUGCCGGACCAGCACCUCCAGGAUUUAAGGGAGAGCAGUAUCACAAGCUAGUUCUUCAAGGCAUGGUUCUGGAAGUGAACCUACCAGACUCAUGUUUUCUGAUGGAAGAUGGAAAUGUAGUCGUCGCAACAAAUGUUGUGUCCCGUGAUGGAGAGAUCAAGAUCUGUGGCCAGUUUUUCAAGAGAUUAACAAACUUCUAUGCCGGCAUUGUUGACACAACUGGACUGUGUACUUUCAGGGCUUCUCAGGUUUCGUCUGCAAAUGCUUUGUGGACUGUUGAACAGGUCAAAUCAAAGUGCUGCUGGCUUCCUUGUGGGGGUGAAUUUUUGGUUAAGCCACUCUUGCACACAGGAUAG
Messenger RNA from Ixodes scapularis (black-legged tick), 1751 nucleotides. RefSeq lists its product as uncharacterized. The record is from RefSeq and is a predicted model, not a curated record. Lineage: Eukaryota; Metazoa; Arthropoda; Arachnida; Ixodida; Ixodidae. The coding region runs from base 141 to 1751 and encodes 536 amino acids. The transcript has a single exon.